Exophiala dermatitidis NIH/UT8656 is the source of this 2813-nucleotide messenger RNA. Its product is annotated as methylenetetrahydrofolate reductase (NADPH). Gene Ontology annotation, biological process: tetrahydrofolate interconversion. The record is from RefSeq and is a predicted model, not a curated record. Gene Ontology annotation, cellular component: cytosol. The transcript has a single exon. Bases 513 to 2459 code for a protein of 648 amino acids. Gene Ontology annotation, molecular function: methylenetetrahydrofolate reductase [NAD(P)H] activity; FAD binding. Lineage: Eukaryota; Fungi; Ascomycota; Eurotiomycetes; Chaetothyriales; Herpotrichiellaceae.
CGCAGGCACCCAGGAUCUUGCCCCAGUGCGUACUAGCAGUAUUAUGUCUCCGUUCACCGACUCCCGCCCAAAAAUUUCCCCUCCAAAAAGUGUCCGCGGGACAAACAGAGCAACAAGACUCGAACCUCACCACUACAUUAGAUCUGGUUAUUUGGGAGAGUGCUCAAGAUUGUUCUUUUUCCUGCAUGCUAUCACUGUGAUUCAGUUCUAUAGACAGGCCGAAAAAUACCCUCUGAUCUGCGUUUACCAUCACUACCCAAUGCAGCGACAGCUGGCCGAUCGGUGGGCUCGCAAGCGUUACUUUGGUUGAUUCGGAGUGAGGAAAACAAACCCAACAUAAAUAGUUACACCAACAAGCAACCAGGGGAUAGCUACAGACAAGCGAGAAACGGCAUACACUCGCAGCAGCUCCCCUCAUCUUCAGGUCGUUGUCCUGAUCCUUCUUGCGGCCACUUAAUCACAACUACAACUACUAUCGUCCACUCCCUUCCAAACUCGACAGUCCGGUCAAAAUGCAUAUAUCCCAGAAACUCGCCCAGGCGCAUGAGAACGGGAAGCCAACCUUCUCGUUCGAAUUCUUCCCGCCCAAGACUGCCCAGGGCGUCCAGAACCUCUACGACCGAAUGGACCGCAUGCAUGAUCUCGGCCCGGCUUUCAUUGACAUUACUUGGGGCGCAGGAGGGAGGCACUCACAAUUGACUUGCGAAAUGGUUAAUGCGGCACAGAGUCAUUAUGGAUUGGAGACUUGCAUGCACCUGACUUGCACGGAUAUGGAACGCACACAAGUGGACGAAGCUCUGCGACUGGCCUACAAAGCGGGCUGCACAAACAUUUUGGCCCUCCGUGGAGACCCACCCCGCGACCAGGAGAAAUGGGAAGCAAAGGAUGCAGGGUUUCGCUAUGCAAAAGAUCUGGUCAGAUAUAUCCGGGCCAGAUAUGGAGACCACUUCGACAUUGGAGUGGCAGGUUAUCCUGAAGGUUGCGACGAUCACCGCGAUGUAGAUCUGCUAAUUGAACAUCUCAAGGAGAAGGUUGACGCUGGAGCAACUUUUGUCGUUACACAGAUGUUUUACGACGUGGACAUCUUUCUGAAUUGGGUGCAAAAGUGCCGCAAUCGUGGAAUCAAUGUCCCCAUCCUUCCGGGGAUUAUGCCAAUCUCCACCUACGCCGCCUUCAUCAGAAGAGCAAAUUGGACCAAAUGCCAUGUCCCUCCGGAGUGGUAUGAGGCAUUGGAACCGGUGAAGAAUGAUGAUGCCGCGGUUCGAGACAUAGGAAAGGAUUUGGUCGCCCAAAUGUGUCGACGCAUCCUUGAUGCCGGGAUCCAUCAUCUUCACUUUUACACAAUGAACCUGGCACAGGCCACACGCAUGAUAUUGGAGGAACUGGCCUUAACUCCUGAAAAGUCUGGAAGGCGGCUGGAGAAACCUCUGCCAUGGCGACAGUCUCUGGGUUUCAACAGACGAGAUGAAACCGUCCGACCGAUCUUCUGGCGGAAUCGCAACACUUCAUAUGUAGCCAGAACCGCUGAUUGGGACGAGUUCCCCAACGGCCGAUGGGGUGACAGUCGAAGUCCUGCUUUUGGUGAGCUAGACGCUUAUGGCGUCGGCCUCAAGGGAACAAAUGAGGCCAACAUGAAACUGUGGGGCAGGCCAAAAUCUCUCCGCGAUGUCACAGCCCUCUUUGUCCGAUACCUUCAGGGUGAGCUGGAAAGAUUGCCCUGGAGCGAAGGCAGCAUUUCAGCAGAGGCUGACACGAUCAAACCCGAUCUGACCGACUUGAAUCAACGAGGCUUACUGACCGUCAAUUCUCAACCAGCAAUUGACGGUGCGCCAUCAUCUCACCCAGUCUACGGAUGGGGUCCCCCUGGUGGCUGGGUCUAUCAGAAGGCUUAUCUCGAGUUGUUGAUCUUUCCGUCCAUCUUCAACACGGUGCUGGAAAGGCUCAACGCGAACAAGAACUUGACCUACUAUGCCGUCAACAAAAAGGGAGAACUUCAUACCAAUACCAAAGAUGAGGGCCCCAAUGCCGUUACAUGGGGCAUCUUCCCCAACAGAGAGAUUGUGCAACCCACCAUCGUUGAGACUGUCUCAUUUUUGGCAUGGAAAGACGAGGCAUUCCGACUAGGACAAGACUGGUCUAGGUGCUAUCCGGCGGGAUCGGGGCCACGAAAACUCAUUGAGAAAAUGAUGGAUGAAUGCUAUCUCGUCAACAUUGUGAACAAUGACUUCCAUCAAACGCAUGAAAUCUUCAGAGUCUUUGACGGGCUCGAGGUGCAAGAUCUCGACGUUGUCUUUGAGGAUUCACCUGCUACGGAGUCGUCGCAAGCGACCACCAAUGGCAAUGGCACCAGAGACGUUCUCAAAGGCGAUGCACCGGUUUCUGAAGUGGAGAAAAGCAUUACAAACGGCGAUGGUCAGAAGGUUCCGUUCCAGACGAAUGGGGUUGCCUUAUCGAACUGAGCAGCAGCGGUCACAACUACCGCCUUUUUCAACGGACCCUGGUGUUUUUUUUUGGAGUUGCACUUUUUCAGAAACGUUCCAUCCCCUUGCGUACAUAUACGAUGAGCAGGGUGAUUAGAGCAACCAGCGUUUUUGGCAAAAAAAGAAACAAAAAGUAUCUCAUUUCAACAUGAUACCCCUGAGGCAUGGAACAAAACAGAUAAGGAUAUUAUGAGGAACGACGUUUAUGAACCUUUCAACAUGGUUACCUGUCAGAAUAUGGCAAAACAUGAUAUGUCGUGCGCAUGCUAUUUGUAUCUAGCGAGGACAGACAGAUGUCUAGAUGGCGACACAGAAGAACUAUCUCCUACUUCG